This is a messenger RNA of Zingiber officinale, 1671 nucleotides long. RefSeq names its product zinc finger BED domain-containing protein RICESLEEPER 2-like. Bases 1 to 1671 code for a protein of 556 amino acids. Gene Ontology annotation, molecular function: DNA binding; protein dimerization activity. NCBI's taxonomy places the organism in Eukaryota, Viridiplantae, Streptophyta, Magnoliopsida, Zingiberales, Zingiberaceae. The transcript has 6 exons. The record is from RefSeq and is a predicted model, not a curated record.
AUGGAAAGGAACGAAGAAGAUGAAAUUUUAAUGGAUAUUGAAGAUGACAGUGAGGAUUCAAUUCAAGAAAUACCACAAGGCUCGCAAUCUUCUUGCCAUAAAGAUAAAGCGAAAAAAGUUCAACCGUCAACAAAAAAGAGAAGACUUUCAUCUGGAGUUUGGUCACACUUUAGUAUGCUUCCUCGAAAUUCAGACGGGAAGCUCGAAUGCAAAUGCAACAAGUGUGGGGCUAAGUAUGCAGCUGAUAGCAAAAGUGGUACAGGAAUGUGGAAUAUCUUUAAGUACUUGGAACCGAGAGUUUGCCAUUUCUCCAGAAACACUGUAAAGUCUAACAUUAAGAAGAUUUAUGGUGUUGAAUUUGGUAGACUACGUACUGAGUUACUUGCAUGCCCUGGUAGAAUAUGUUUAACCUCUGAUGCAUGGACUUCUAUUGCAACUGAUGGGUACUUGAGUUUGACUGCACAUUAUGUAAACAAGAAUUGGUUGUUGCAAAAAUUUUUUUUGAAUUUUUCCUAUAUUCCACCUCCACAUAUAGGGGUUGCUUUGGCUGAAAAGAUUUAUAGUUUGGCUUGUGAUUGGGGUAUUGAAAAGAAGUUGUUUUCUAUCAUUUUGGAUAAUGCUAGUGCGAAUGAUGUUUGUGUUGAAAUACUUAAAACUCAGCUUAGGUUAAAGAAUGCUUUGAUCUUUGAUGGCACUUUGUUUCAUGUUCGAUGUUGUGCACAUAUUCUCAAUUUGAUUGUACAAGAUGGUUUGAAAGAGAUUGACAUUGCCAUGGAUAAAAUUAGAGAAUCUGUGAAAUAUGUUAAGGGUUCUCAAGGAAGAAAGGAAAAGUUCAAUAAUUGUGUUUCCCAAACUUCUCUAGAUUCUAAAAGAGCAUUAAUGCAAGAUAAGAGUGGGAAAGAGUUAAAAAAAAUAUGUGGAUUUCUUGAAGUUUUUCAUAAUGCAACUGUGGACUUUUCUGGAUCUCGUUAUCCAACAUCAAACUUGUACUUUUCUCAUGUCUUUGUAAUUCAGUUGAAGUUAGAUGAAGAGUCAUCUAGCCAGGAUUUGUAUAUGAAGAAGAUAGCUGAUCAAAUGUUUGUCAAAUUCAACAAAUAUUGGUGUGAAUUCAAUGUUUUAUUUGCAAUUGCUGUGAUAUUUGAUCCUCGGUACAAGUUUCAGUUUGUUGAAUUUAGUUAUGGAAAGCUUUAUGGUUCUGGGUCUCGGGAAUUAAUGAAAGUUAGAGAAACACUUUUUGGUAUUUUUGGUGAGUAUAUGAAAGAUUCAAAUAAUAGUCCAGUAUCAUCUUCACAUUCUCAAAGAAGCAAAGAGGUCAAUGCUCUUACAUUUCAGGAUGAUAUUAGUAAAGAACUUUCAAAUGUUUUCAAGGAAUUUGAUGAAUUUGAGGAUUUUGAAUUUGUGUCAGUGCUCAAAAAAGUCAAUUGGAGAUUUUCAACAAUUGCAUAUGAAUCGGCGUUUAGUCUUCGUGGUAGAAUUCUUGACCAAUAUCGUAGUUCAAUAUCUCCACAAGUUGUUGAAGCCUUAAUAUGCAGUAGAGGUUGGCUCUUUGGAGAAAACUAUAUAUCUCUGGUUAAAUUGGAAGAUGUAACUCAAGAUAUUAUGGCUUUGGAUCUCAACAAAGGUGAAGCGGAAUCUAGUUUGAUGGAAGGUGCAAAUUCAAAUAUUGGGUGA